GUUGCUUCAUCAACCAAGGUAUUGGAAAGCCUCCGAAGUUUGAAUGGUGCAAAGAAACCCACAGUAAUAUAAAAUCAGUCCUGGGACCAGCCUCCUCUAGAAUCUUGGGUGCCUGGUUGGCCAUGGAGAUGAGACUCCGUGUGAUAGCAUUCUCAGUUCUCUCCGUCUGCAGUUACUCGGACAAACAGAAUUCCUUGCCUGACAUAGAUAAUGAAGACUUUAUCAAGGAUUGUGUUCAAACUCAUAACAAGCUGAGAUCAGAGGUAAAUCCACCAGCCAGCAACAUGCUCUAUAUGACCUGGGAUCCAGAUUUAGCUAAGACUGCCAGGGCCUGGGCUAAAACCUGCCAGUUUAAACAUAAUGUUUACUUGAAAGAGCCAAAGAAGAUCCAUCCUAGCUUCUUGUCAGUGGGAGAAAAUAUCUGGACAGGAUCACUCAGUGCCUUCUCUGUAAGCUCGGCCAUCCAAAGCUGGUACAAUGAGGUCCAGUAUUACACCUACAAGACUCGCUCCUGCACUAAAAUGUGCGGCCAUUACACUCAGGUUGUCUGGGCGACCAGUUAUAAAGUUGGCUGUGCAGUUCAAUUUUGCCCUCAAGUUUCUGGCGGUAAAGGACUGACCAAUGUAGCUCAUUUCAUUUGCAACUAUGGACCCAGUGGAAAUAGCCCGACAGCCCCAUAUAAGGCAGGAGCAGCCUGCAGUGCCUGCAAUGAAAAUGAAAAUUGUGUGAACAAGCUCUGCAGAGACUCCAGUUGGAAAGCGGACUGGGAAUUAUUCACUCGUAAUCGGACCCUAGGUUUUGUCCUCAUCACUAUUUCAAUAUCUCUGGGCCUCUCAAUGGCAGCUUUCAUUCUGGUAAAAUGGAACAGGCAGAACAGAUGAUAAAGUCCCACAGAUGAAUAUACGACGAUUUAUUAAAAAUCCUUCUGUACUAAAUAAAGGUGUGUC
Tachyglossus aculeatus (Australian echidna) is the source of this 947-nucleotide messenger RNA. Its product is annotated as glioma pathogenesis-related protein 1-like. The record is from RefSeq and is a predicted model, not a curated record. The transcript is spliced from 5 exons. Gene Ontology annotation, cellular component: extracellular region. Bases 123 to 881 code for a protein of 252 amino acids. Lineage: Eukaryota; Metazoa; Chordata; Mammalia; Monotremata; Tachyglossidae.